Messenger RNA from Ambispora leptoticha, 867 nucleotides. The record is from the annotation of a GenBank genome assembly. NCBI's taxonomy places the organism in Eukaryota, Fungi, Glomeromycota, Glomeromycetes, Archaeosporales, Ambisporaceae.
AUGGAAGAUGAAACUAUUGAGUACCGUCUUAUCAAUGGUAGACGCUAUCAUAAUCUUUCGAAUUCAAUGUAUUUUGUAGCAAAUGAUGACGAAGAAGCCAAUCGUUUAAGUAGAUAUCAUGAUGCAAUAAAAGAUAUUUGGGGAGGGCUGUUUAAUUCACCUGUUGAAGAGAAAUUAAGACAAGGAGCUCGUGUUAUUGAUAUUGGAUGCGGAUCUGGAAUUUGGAUUUUGGAUAUGGCACAACAAUAUCCUAAUUCAACGUUCGUAGGAAUAGACAUAUCUCCAAUACUUCCAUCAGAAGGUUGCCCUACAAAUGUGAAGUUUGUUCAGCAUAAUGUGUUGGAUGGAUUACCAUUUGCAAAUUCGUCCUUCGAUUUAGUUCACGAAAAAUUCAUGACUGGCGCUUUUACGGAAACACAAUGGAAAGAGAAAAUUAUUCCAGAAAUGAUAAGGUUAGCUCGACCAGAUGGAUGGGUUGAGAGCUUAGAAUGUGAGAUUACUUCAUCUGACGAAAGCGUUACAAUGAGGGUUACAAAAGCUCUCCAUGAUUUUAUGAGAUUAAAGGGAAUGAACCCUACAAUUGGAAAAGAAAUUCCGCACAUUUUUGAAAACACAAACGCGUUUUUAGAAAUCAGAGAUCAACUUAAAAUUAUAGAUCUUGGUACAAAACAUGAUAAAUCUGCGGAAGAGUCUCUAAAAUUUUAUAUUGGUGGUCUCAAGUCUGCUAAAGGUUUUUUAGCGAACUCAAUGAAUGUCACGCCCGAAGAUUAUGAUGCCCUCUUAGAAACAAUAUAUUUUGAGACAGAAAAACAUUCUACUUAUUGUAACCAAUAUAGAAUCUGUGCUCAUAAGAAAAUUCAAAUUUAA